AAAGGUACAUCAUACAUAUUGUUGACAAGCUAAUGAGAGACAUAAUGGAGGUGUGCAUAGACAAUUUUUCAGUCUUUGGGGAUUCGUUCAACCUUUGCCUCCUCCACUUAAAGACGAUUUUGACAAGAUGAACCACAAUACUGUAUGGGGCAACAACUUAAUGCAUUCACUAAACCGUUGAUCACACCACAAGCCUCGCCAAGCAAUGAGGAAAUCACGAGUGG
Messenger RNA from Linum tenue, 224 nucleotides. The record is from the annotation of a GenBank genome assembly. NCBI's taxonomy places the organism in Eukaryota, Viridiplantae, Streptophyta, Magnoliopsida, Malpighiales, Linaceae.